Molecule: messenger RNA, 546 nt
Organism: Sceloporus undulatus (fence lizard)
Lineage: Eukaryota; Metazoa; Chordata; Lepidosauria; Squamata; Phrynosomatidae
Gene: MLANA
Product: melan-A
Exons: 3
Coding region: 44-280 (78 amino acids)
Cellular component (GO): trans-Golgi network; endoplasmic reticulum membrane; melanosome
Source: RefSeq, a predicted model, not a curated record
AGGUAUUGGACUUCUUGUCGUGGUUCUUGCAGCUUUAGUGAUCAUGGGCUGUUGGUAUUACAAAAAGCGCAGGGGUUAUAAAAACCUUUUGAGUAAGAACUUUAGAAUGGCCACUAUGAGGACAUCAGAAGGCAAAAGUGCCUUACUGGGCUCCAAGUUGGCUUUGCAGGAGUACAACAGCAACUGCAACCACGUGUUUCCAUUAAUGCAGGUACCUGAUGCUCCACCAGCCUAUGACAAGAUCUCUACCAGCCCAUUGCCACCACCUUAUGCACCAUAAAACAGGAAUGGAGAUAUCAAGUCCCUUUUUAAUAGCAUACAUUGUCUUUAAUUUCUAGCAGUACCUGACAGGGGGAAAUGCAUACAGUUAUGAAUGGUUCCAGAAACCACUGGUGCUUAGGAAAACCCAGCUGUUCCCUAUUAUGCUUAAGACACUGAUGUCACAGGCUUUGCAUCUUUGCUCUACUUUUAUGGAAUUAUUUAACCUAAGAUAUACAGUGUGAAAUUAUAUACCAGGAAAACUACCACACACAAUAAAUAUUGAUG